AUGUCCGUGGUCUCGCUGCUUGGGGUCAAAGUCCUUAACAACCCUGCCCCAUUCACGGCACCGUAUGAAUUCGAGAUCACAUUUGAAUGCCUCGAGCAGUUACGGGAAGACCUCGAAUGGAAACUGACCUACGUUGGAUCCGCUACAUCGGCCGAGCAUGACCAAGAGCUCGACUCCCUACUUGUCGGUCCUAUCCCGAUCGGCGUGAAUAAGUUCAUCUUUGAGGCCGACCCACCCAAUAUUUCCCGUCUCCCACCUUCGGAAAUCAUUGGAGUGACGGUGAUUCUCUUGACCUGCUCUUAUGACGGGCGAGAGUUUGUACGAGUUGGGUACUACGUCAACAACGAGUAUGACAGCGAGGAGUUGAAUGCUGAGCCACCGGCGAAGCCCAUCUUCGAACGGAUCAGACGGAAUGUCCUUGCAGAGAAGCCUAGAGUGACAAGAUUCGCCAUCAAGUGGGACUCGGAGGAAUCUGCUCCAGCCGAAUACCCACCUGAACAACCAGAAGCCGAUACCUUGGAUGAUGACGGCGCGGCAUAUGGCGCAGAAGAGGCAGAGUUGCAGGCUGCCUUAGAGAAGGAAUUAGAGGAGGUGGAGACUGCGACCCAGAAAGCACCAAAUGGCGACCAAGAAAUGACUGAGGAAGUCAGUAAGCCCAAAGAUGAAGAGGACGACGCCAGUGACGUCGGCAGCGAGGAUCUAGAAGAAGAGAGUAGUGAGAGUGAGGACGAUGAGGAAGAGGAUGAGGGUGCUGAUGGCGAGGAUGCUGAGAUGGUCGAUGGCGAUGAAAAACCCGCUGCGUCAGCAGGCACCAACGGCGAACAGAAGGCGACGGAGCCACAGCCAGAGGUCAUGGUCCACUAG
Molecule: messenger RNA, 864 nt
Organism: Capronia epimyces CBS 606.96
Lineage: Eukaryota; Fungi; Ascomycota; Eurotiomycetes; Chaetothyriales; Herpotrichiellaceae
Product: histone chaperone ASF1
Exons: 3
Coding region: 1-864 (287 amino acids)
Biological process (GO): DNA replication-dependent chromatin assembly; nucleosome assembly; nucleosome disassembly
Cellular component (GO): nucleus
Molecular function (GO): histone binding
Source: RefSeq, a predicted model, not a curated record